This is a messenger RNA of Pelobates cultripes (western spadefoot toad), 19749 nucleotides long. NCBI's taxonomy places the organism in Eukaryota, Metazoa, Chordata, Amphibia, Anura, Pelobatidae. The record is from the annotation of a GenBank genome assembly.
CGAGCCGAAUCAUUGGCUGCUCUUUAUCCUUGCCUGUAAACAGACAGCACGGAGACUCACACAGAACGCCCAUCGGAUAGCGAGCAGGAGCUUAGUGUCAGCUGACUGCACCUGGCCGGGUAACGUGAGAGCGGGCCGACUGCCAGAGACAGGUAUGGCGGACACUCUAAAUGCCCCAUUCACUAGCUCGCCCUCUUAUCGCUCUGUCACACCCAGCUAACCAGCAGCUCAGUGUUCGGGUAUUUGUUUUAAACCUUUAUUGCAGUAAAAAAGCUGUUUUGACCUGUAGAUCCCCAGCUUGAGUUACAAGUUCCUGGCAAAGCAUCAUGGGAGUUGUAGUUCUGCAACAGCUGGUUAUCUGCCUUUUGGCCAUCACUGUCUGUGUGAUAAGCUGUGUCUGUGUGAUAAGCUGUGUCUGUGUGAUAAGCUGUGUCUGUGUGAUAAGCUGUGUCUGUGUGAUAAGCAGUGUCUGUGUGACAAGCUGUCUAUCUAUGUAUGUGUGACAGGCAGUGUAUGUGUGACAGGCAGUGUAUGUGUGACAGGCAGUGUCUGUGUGACAGGCAGUGUCUGUGUGACAGGCAGUGUCUGUGUGACAGGCAGUGUCUGUGUGACAGGCAGUGUCUGUGUGACAGGCAGUGUCUGUGUGACAGGCAGUGUCUGUGUGACAAGCUGUGUCUGUGUAUUUGUGACAGGCAGUGUAUGUGUGACAAGCUGUGUCUGUGUGUCUGUGUGACAAGCUGUGUCUGUGUGACAAGCUGUGUCUGUGUGACAAGCUGUGUCUGUCUGUGUAUGUGUGAUAAGCUGUGUAUGUGUGACAGGCUGUGUCUGUGUGACAAGCUGUGUCUGUCUGUGUAUGUGUGACAGGCUGUGUCUGUGUGACAGGCUGUGUCUGUCUGUGUAUGUGUGACAAGCUGUGUCUGUGUGACAAGCUGUGUCUGUGUGACAAGCUGUGUCUGUCUGUGUAUGUGUGACGAGCUGUGUCUGUGUGACGAGCUGUGUCUGUCUGUGUAUGUGUGAUAAGCUGUGUCUGUGUGACAAGCUGUCUGUCUAUGUAUGUGUGACAAGCUGUGUCUGUGUCUGUGUGACAAGCUAUGUAUGUGUGACAAGCUGUGUCUGUGUCUGUGUGACAAGCUGUGUCUGUGUGACAAGCUGUCUGUGUAUUUGUGACAGGCAGUGUAUGUGUGACAGGCAGUGUAUGUGUUUCAAGCUGUGUCUGUCUGUGUAUGUGUGACAAGCUGUGUCUGUCUGUGUAUGUGUGACAAGCUGUGUCUGUGUGACAAGCUGUGUCUGUCUGUGUAUGUGUGACAAGCUGUGUAUGUGUGACAAGCUGUGUAUGUGUGACAAGCUGUGUCUGUCUGUGUAUGUGUGACAAGCUGUGUAUGUGUGACAAGCUGUGUCUGUCUGUGUAUGUGUGACAAGCUGUGUAUGUGUGACAAGCUGUGUCUGUCUGUGUAUGUGUGACGAGCUGUGUCUGUGUGACGAGCUGUGUCUGUCUGUGUGACCAGCUGUGUCUGUGUAUGUUUGAUAAGCAGUGUCUGUGUGACAAGCUGUCUGUCUAUGUAUGUGUGACAGGCAGUGUAUGUGUGACAAGCUGUGUCUGUGUCUGUGUGACAGGCAGUGUCUGUGUGAUAAGCUGUGUAUGUGUAUGAAUACUGCAGUGGUAUGAAUGUCUUACAGUAUGUAUUCCUAUUAAUUUAUUGUUUGUUUUUUGUUUAUAUAGCAAUAGAGAUGUAAUAUUCUAUCACUCAUGUGGCAGACUGUGACACCAGGCCUUCAGUAAUGGAUGUUGCAAUUCAAUAUUCUGCUACAAAAGAAGUUGUCAUGGUGCCAGGAGUUCACUGGCGCCGGCUCACCUUGUAGGGGGUUAAACCGUUCUCAAACAGUUUAACGCCAAAGUCUGUCAAUAAUCCAUCAAUCUAGAUUUGAUUUUACCUUCCGUUUAAAGGGACACUAUAGUCACCAUAACAAUGCCAGCAUAAUGUAGUUGUUCUGGUGUGUGUAGUAUGUCCCUGCAGGCUUUUUAAUGUAAAAAAGGCAUUUUUUCUGAAAACACCUCUGGUAGCAGUCACUCACUAGAGGUGCUUCCUGGAUCAGUGCUGCACAAUGUGCAGCACUGAUGUUGGUGUCUCCACGCUCUGCAAAGAGGUGCUGAACAUUCCUCAGAGAUGCAUUGAUCCAAUACUCUUGUCACUAUAGUGUUCCAUUAAGACGCAACACUAUUUGUAGUUCUAUUGCAUAUUGAAAAAAAACUGGUGGAUUUUUCAUCAAACUGGAAAGGAAUAGUGGAGAAUGGACAAGGACUUUGUAUGUUUUAGCUUAAAUAGCUGAGCUAAUAAAAACAAACAAAAAAAAAAACAACAAACAAGUCUUUUUUUGAGUCUGCAUUUUUUGCCUAAAAGUUACAACCCUGUCAUCAUUUCUUCCCUGUUAAAGAUUAGAGACUAACCUUAUGAGAAAAGUUUGUGAGAAAUUAGUCAUUUCAAACAAGGCAAAGUGCAACAAAACAAACACAUUGGAAGAGCUGUGUAUGACUUUUUUUUAAUGAAAUGGGCUUUGUGAGUUCUUCUUUGUGAGAUUUGAUAUGGUUAUAUUUCACAGUGUGACAUGCUAAUUCACUGUGUUCCUUUUCUUUAUGACCCUUCCAUGGUUAAAUUACAAUAGUAUAAAUGUGAAUUGCGUAAAGAGGAAACCACAGAUUAAAGGGACACUGUGUUUUGAGCUGCAUUCUGCUAAUAAUUUAUUUUAUGCAAAAAACUAUAAAGAUUUGAGUGUGCUAAAAUAUAGCAUACCGACGAUGCCGGAACCUAUUAAAUUAUUAUUGGGACCCAGAGUGUCGUUUUAACUUCUUUUUAGCACUGUUACUGGUUCAUAGAUUAACAACUUGCUGUUUGUAUCAAGAUGCCAACUCAUCAUUACCAGCACUGAAAUUCGUGAUUGACUCCAUGUCAUUACCUCCAUUUCAGUUUUUUUAUAAAGGGAUAUUCUAAGUAAUCAUUUUGGUUUUUAGACCCAGUCUCUGUAGUCUUGACAGAUGUAAACUUUUACUGGUUUCGAGAAAUGUCAGUGUUAUAUUUCUCAGACAAAGGCUGGGCACUAUACAUGUUUAUCACUGAAAGGAUGGACUCUAAAAAUUAUAAAUAUUUCAUUGUGAUAACUGUUGCAGUGCUUACAUUCUCCCUUUAAGCUUAAAAGUGGAAAAUAUAUAUUUUUUUUUCCUCCUGUUUUGCUAAAGACACCUAUAGGAAAACAUAUACACUGAUCAGCCACAACAAUUUAACCACCUGCCUAAUAUCAUGUAGGUCCCCUUCGUGCUGCCAAAACAGGAUUCUGCCAUUGAGGCCCUGUGGUAUGUAUCACUAAAACAUUAGCAGCAGAUCCUUUAAGUUCAAGUUGCGAGGUGGAUCAUAUUUGCUGUUCCAUUUGUUCCCACAGAUGCUCAAUCAGAUUGAGUUCUGUGGAAUUUGGAGGCCAAGGCAACACCUUGAACUCUUCGUCAUGUUCCUCAAACCAUUCCUGAAUGUUUGCAGUGUGGCACAGUGCAUUAUCCUACUGAAAGAGGCCACUGCCAUCAGGGAACACCAUUGCUAUGAAUGGGUGUAUGUGGUCUGAGAGAAUCUCUAGGAAAGGUGGUAUAUGUCAAAGUAAAAUUCAUAUGAAUUCACUCAAUGAGUCUUGCACACCCGUGACUCUCAUGCCAGUUCACUGGUUGUCCUUCCAUCCCACAAGAUGGCAUUUUCUAGAGAUUCUGUGACCCAGCUGUCUAUCCAUCAUUAUUUAGCCCUUGUCAAAGUCAUUCAGAUCUUUUCGCUUGCCCAUUUUUUCUGUUCCCAACACAUGAAAUUCAAGAACUGACUGUUCAUUUGCUGUCUAAUAUAUCCCACCCAUUGACAGGCGUCAGUGUAACAAUUUAGUCAAUGUUAUUCACUUCACCUGUUGUGGCUGAUCAGUGUACAUAUCUGAGAUUGUAGCAUCAGUGGCUAAUGUUCUUAGACACUGUAUGGUAUUCAGAGUUGCACAACAUUGAUAUUACUUAUGCGGUAAUAUGAACUUCAACUUUUGCAUAUCAAUACAAACCGAAAGGACUCCUGGCUCCUAUCAGAACCAAGUGUUGACAAACUGUUUGUAAACGUUUUGACAGCUUAUCUGUCACUGUAAAGAUGUUGCAGUGGUUAUAGUGCUUAGAAUGCUCCUUUAAGUGUUCAGAUGGCCUCUAUGUUCACAGAAAGUCAUGUUUGUUGUGUUCAGCAUUUGAUAUUUACUUCCAGGUGAAUCUUCCAGACUAACUUCAUAAAACAUAUCAUUGGUUUAAAUUUCUAUAAAUUACUGAUUUUUCACAUGAAAAUAGAAUUAUUAAAUGGCCAUCAUUGAAAGGACACAUAUGACUGAAGCUGACGUCACCUUUUUCAAUGUUUGUUUUGCAUUAUAGAUGUGGGCUAAUUGUUUUAGUCUUGUUUGUACUUAUUUAUCUUUGCAUUCCUUUAGUGUCUACCAUGGGGAAGUCUUUUUCUCGCACGCCACCUCAAAAUUUAAAGGAUGAGCAUUGUGACAUCAAUUCACAAUCUGAUGAUCGAAAUAGGUUGAUGAGCCCAGAAAGCCAAGAGGAAAACAAGAAUGGUGAUGUGUCUCAUUUCCCUUAUGUGGAGUUUACUGGAAAAGACAGUGUAACUUGUGCCACAUGCCAAGGAACAGGGCGCAUUCCAAGAGGUGAGGAUACGUAUUCUAUCUCUUUGUAACAGUAUCAACAUUUUUUUUUCUUCUGUUUUUUUUUUUGUUUUGUUUGUUUUUUGUCUUUUUUUUUUUUUUGUAUGUAAUUACAACCAUUAGUAUUUUCAUUAAAUUUACAAGGCUAGGGGGGGUAAGGUGGGGUUCUACUUUACACUACUUUUACCAAUUCUGUACUUGUCCCUCGCUCACAUUAUUUUUUUAUUUUCUGUUCUUUCUGCAUCAGAAUUUACAUCUCAUAUUUUUUUAAUUUAUGUAUAUAUUUUUAUAUAUAGAAAUUACUCAUCUGAUAUUUAGCAGCAUAUUAACCGCUACCAACGAGCCAAUAACAAUGUCAAAGCACUCCCAAUCCCACCAUUCUGCCACCAUAUUUAUCAUUCUAGAUGGCAGGAAAUGUUACGGGUCGGUCCUUGAAGAUGGUUCGUAAUAUGCAGUCCAUAAUAUCCCUUUUUUACAAUGCCUUUCACCUCUGCCUUCUCCCACUAUCUUAUACUUUUCCUUCUUAACUAGCAUCACUGAUUAUGAUCUUCUUUGUCUUAAAUACAUUUCUUAGUACCCACUGCUCCCAAUUUUGACCCCUUUGACUCUGUCUUCCCUUUUGAGAAGAAAAAUAUAUUCCAUAAGUCCAAUGGUCUAUUGUUAAUUUUUUAUUUUAUUUUUUGGUUUGCGUACAAAACUUGAUACAAUAUUUCUCCACCCUACCCACCUCGUUCUUCAUGCUUAACUUCCAGUGUCAAUUCUUUCUUACGCCUACUCUCUACUAAUGGGCCAAACUUCCUCCCCAAUGCUUAAUUACAAAGCUAUAUUUAGCCCUCUAUAAUUUAGUGACCUUACCUGAGCUUUUAGGUUGGAUUCUCUUAAAUGUCCCUGUGCUUCUUUAUCCUGGUUUCUGAUUGUACUUACCCCAGUUGAACACGGCUUUAUAGUUCAUUUAGUGUGUGUGUGUCUCUAACAGAUGCAAUGUUGAGUGCCAUUCUUUUGGUUUCUGUGGUGAUUAGUCUCUCGUGCAUAGCACCUGUUUGUGCCUUGAUAAAUUUCCCUGUUUAUAUGUUAAUUUGAGCGUGUCGUAACAGGUUAACUUUAGCCACCAGAAAGUGUUUUGGGGUGCAGUUAAAUAGCAAAACUGAUGGGAUACACUGGCUGAUCUACUUUGUAGUUUGACAUAUUAUUUUUUAUUUUGCGACUGAUACAAGCUUGCUUUUACUGUGUGGUUGUAAUACUACAAGCCCACUUACUUCUAGAUGAUUGUAAUGAGAUCUCCCAAUUAUUGUAGGUAGCUGAAAUGUUAUCUAAGUGCACUGCUUUCAUCUAGCAUGGUCAUUUCCACUGUGCAUUUAUUAUUUUAUAUGGAAAUGUUGUGGGAAUGCAGAUUACACAGGGCCAGCGCGUCCAUAAGGCCUCCUUACGGUGCCAGAGCAGAGGGGGUCGCAAAAAUCAGAAUCCCCUGCUUCUAGCUGGGGACUCAGAUUUUUAAACUCUCCUUGCUCUCCCUGCAGACCCCCUAUUUCCCUCUACAGCCUCUGCCCCCCUGUGGCAAAAUUCAUCUUUGCCUGUGUAGCCAAAAAUCCUUGCACUGCCCCUGAGAUUACACAUUGUUUUUCCCAUUCCCAGAAUCCUUAGUUUUGCUGUGCCCUUUCCCUGUUGAAUUGUCUGUUUUCAGACCUUCCUUUGGAAACCUUGUUCUUUCAGUGCCUAUUUAAAGUUCUGUGUAGUUUAGUUUAAUCACUCUAGUGGGGGAAGACAUUGUUUUGUCACCCCCCCACUACAGUGACACUGCUUUUGUCCAAAUGUGCAGAGGUUAAGCCCCAGCCCAACAGAAGACUGCACAGUGUUUAAUAUUGUUGCAGAUUAAUGCUGAUAUGUGUAUUUGAAUCAGUGUUAAUUUUGUAAACUACCAAUUUAGUCAAUUUCUAGUCGAAAAUUAUGGAGAUUUAUUCGACUAAAACUAAAACAAUGCAGGUGACUAAAACGACUUUUUAGUGAAAAGACUGACUAAAACUAAAUUGAAAUAUGCUGCCAAAAUUAACACUGAUUUGAUUACUUUUUUUUUUUUAUUAAUGCAUUAUAAGUGCAGUCUAUUUGAAGAAGGGAAAAAAAAGUGGUGUUAUAUGCCUUAGAAUGCAAUACUCUUCAAUUUUUAUGAAGUUUAUUUAGUAACAACCAGAACAAAAAUGAACAACAAUUGUCUUAGUUUUUAAUUGUUUUAACCCCUUAAGGACACAUGACAUGUGUGACAUGUCAUGAUUCCCUUUUAUUCCAUAAGUUUGGUCCUUAAGGGGUUAAAGAAUGGGGGCAAAUGAGAAUAAAAAAAAAAAAGAAAAGAUGGUUCUAUAUGGUUGUAUCGAAACACAAAUAUAACACCCCUGUGUUUAAGCACAUACAAAGGUCAUAGAUAACUUAUGUUUAGCAGAUUACAUAAUCACUAAAGAUAUGGGAGUACCCUGACCAGUCACAUGUAGUUAUUUACACCAUAUGCAUAAGAAAUGCCAGUAUGAACACAUAAUUUAAUAUAUGGUGUCAGAUUUGUCUUUCCAUACAUUUAAUAUCUAUUACAUUAAAAAAAAAAAAGCAAUUUAACAAAUCAUAAAGUUUAAAUGUUUCUAGUUUAUAUCAUGCAACUUGAUCCGCACAAACAAAACCCUAUUUUGAGUAAUUUGGUAUAGCAUGGCUGGGUUGUGAAAAACAUAUUAAUAAAGUAAUUAUAACCUGAUAUGUUACUACCUUUAAAAUAAACUUUCUUGGCACAAUCACAACUUGAAGGGACGUGCAUCAGUUUGAGAUAACUGUCUCAUUUAAAAGCUGAAUGAGACAGUUUGCUCACGCUGCAGGCUGAAAAAAGAACCGAUAUUGCAUUUUGGGCAGCAUUAAUGUGAUUCAGACAUAUUAAGCCAGACAGGAUCCAACAUUGUUAGAUGCUUGUACAAUGUUUAGAGCCAUGAGUGCUUUUUCUGCCUGCAGCAUUUCGGCUAUGGCUCACAACAAAAAGUAAAAAAAAAAAAAAAUGCAUAUUAAUUAUAGUAUUUUUUUUACUUUUUUUUUUAAUUAAUCAGAAAUGGGGUUUAAAGGGACACUCUACUGCGCAGAUAAAAAAAAAAUCAAAUCUAUAUAUUUGCUGUUUAGUAGAUAUAUCUCAAAUUAAAACAAACAUCCAUUUCAUUAUGCAUUUUUUCCAUUGGGGAUAUAUCUAAAGCUGCAGUUUUCUUGUCUGCAGUCUUUGCAAGCCUUCCCCUACUUCCACAGUCCAGACUUUCUGUGGCUGUCCAAUCACAAGCUCAAUGAGAUGCGUUUGCAAGGCAGGUACUCUGGGCAAUUACUUGCCUCUUGGGUUUAGCCCCACUGAGCUAAUCAAAUCAUGAAGUAACAGGACCGGCUGUCUACUUGGCUAAUCUAUAAAUGGUCUACUAGGCUGAUUUAUAAAAGUGCUAAUUUUGGGGAAAAUCUGCACCUUUUGUCAAAUGAAAAAAGAGGGUACACACUUUACAAAUAAAGCAUUUCAGCAAGCUAAAGUGAUGUACGCGUCCAGAGUGUCCCUUUAAUUUUGUUACCAAGUUAACUAUGUAAUUUAAAGUAAAGUAUUUAUUUAAGUGGGGGAUAGUUAUUUUGCAUAUGGUGCUUUAGUGCACCAUCUCAAAUAGACCAAAUAAUUGUAAUUAACUAAAUACAUUUGCUCAUGAAUCUUGCCACAAUGUACAGAUUUAUUUAAUAAUAUACAUGCAUUUAGUAUUACUUGCUGAUUCAAAGUGUGUAAUCUCUUAAUAAUGGAAAUCCACUUCUGACAUCUUUACCAAGUGAACGUGUGUUGCAUUUAAGAAAGUGACAUGCUGUGAAGAUUGUUUUUAAUGAAAAUAAGAUGAUUAGAAACGGCUAACUUGAUUUCAGCAGUUUCAUGCAGCGUAAAAACAUACAGGUCAAGCUGCUAAUCGGAUGUGAUUUGUGGUUAGAGAGGCAUGCUUUCAGAUUUCAUGGCUGUAUCCAAGUCAUGUUGAGAUUUCAUAUCUUAAAUCGCAAAUUGAAUAAUUGUUGGAAAUUCCGGCACUUGACAUUUUUAUAUCUUCCUGUUUUUGUUAUACACAAGUAACCUCUGAUAUGAAACGUCAACCAUAACUCAUUGGUUGACAUCCCAAUCCGGACCAAUCACAUGUAGUUUACUAGCAAGAACUAGUAUCGUGGUCUUUAAUGAAAUUUCACAGCACACAAAGAAGGCUCCAUAUGUAGCAUUCAUAGAAUGCUGUAAUAUCUAAAGGCAUUUUUGUGGAAUUUUUUUUUUUUUCUCUCUCUACCCCUCUCCCCCUCCUGUACAUCUCUAGGAUACACAGCGAGUCACAAUUUUCUUUGAGAUUGUGAUAAGCAUUGUGUUUUUCUUUAUAUAUUGAAUUAUAGACAGCAUUGUUAAAAGGUCAGGCAUAGUAUUUUUCCGUGUAUUAGACGCCCCCAUGUAUAAGACAACCUCUAUUUUUUUAUUUAUUUUUUUAAAGCCCAAAAUAAAGAAAUAAAUACUUUAAAAAUCAAACACACACAUACUCUCACACACUAAAAAAUUUUAGACAAGUGCAGCCAGCAUUCAGCACAAACAAGUAACAGCAGUAUAUAAUGCCCACCUCUUUGAUCAUGUCUCUCUUUUGUGUGACAUCAAUAUCUUGGGGAUCCGUCCCCAGCUCUCCCUUGGGGGAAGUGAAAUCCUUGGGGGCAGGUUCUCCCAGCCACCGCCGAUCUCCUGUCCUUCCUUCAGCUCCACGGAACCAGCCUUGGGGGCUGCUUGGGGGAACAACACCCCGCUCAUCAGCAUGCGGUCCGGCACGAAAAAGCCACAUGGUGAUAAACCAGCUCACGGGAACUUCCCCAUGAGCUAGAACCUGAAGAGAUAUGGACCCCGCCAACCCCACAGAGGACUCCUCUCUGCCUCUCCCGGGCACAAGGUGUUUGAGAGCUACUGAGAAGCCACUCGGAGGGUGUGUAUGGCCUGGGGGGUGAAUUCAUCACUCUUCGGCAGGGGUCGACUGGGCGGCCGGGCGCCUGACCGCGUGAGUGUUCUUGGGGGAAUAGAAACUUCAAUAAUUACCACUAUUGGGUUAAGGCACAUGGAACAGUGCACCCAGACCACUUCAUGAGCUGAAGUGGUCUGGGUCCCUAGAGUGUCCCUUUAAGUUUAAAUAUCCACUCUCUGCUGUAGAAAACUUCGAGCUGAACUGAACCAGAUUUUUUUUUUUUUUUUUGUUAAAAUAUUAAGGAUCAUUUCUAUGUAUUGUUUUAUUGCGUUGUAUGCAGUUGAAUCAUAAAUAUAUUUGAUUAUUGUGCUAUAUUUUUGUAGGUCGAGAAAACCAGCUUGUAGCAUUGAUUCCAUACAGUGAUCAGAGAUUGCGCCCCAGACGAACGUAAGUAAUAGAAUAUUUGAAUAAACACAUUUGUUUCAAACAAAAGAUUUUUCCAAAUAUGUUAUCUAAAAAGGGAACCACCUGAUAUGCAAUUUAAUAUAGUUAAGUUGGAAAAAAAUAUCCUCUCUGUUGAGUUGAAUCUUUUACUUGUUUAAAUGGACCAGGGCUAAUAUUGAGCAUGCUUGUUCUUUAUGCAUAUUCUGUAAGAACAUUUUAAAAAAGAGUGCAUUUAAUAGAAGUUGCAAACAUUUAUUGUAUAUUACUCCCUGACCACACUUUUUUCCUUUUAUCAAGUUGGCGUGGCACAUGACUCUCGUAGAUAUCUAAAAAAAAAAAACUACGUUUAAAUGUAUCCAAAUGAGAUCUGAAUUGGAACCAUUAGAAAAUGCUCUACUUCCAAAUAAAAAAUAAAAAAAGUUUGUUCCAGGGCAUGAAAUUAAGUCAUUUCAAAUUGCAUUUAGAUGUCAUUGGAUAUUGCAGUACACAAAAUACUGUAAUAAUAAAGUUAAUACUUUGCUUUUAUUUGGGUCCAUUAAAAAAAAAAAAAAGGGAGCUGUGCUUGGGCGAUACAAGUCAAUUGGCCACAUUCCAAGGAGUUGAACUCAUGUCAAGCCCUGUAGGACGCUUGCUUAUAAACAAAAAACAGGUAUUUCAUGUGCUGCAGCAUCUUAUGUGGGACAGCCUGCUUGCUAUGUGAAACCAAUCUCUGUAGUCUUGUAUGCCAUCUGGAUAUGGCCUAGAAUUAUAGUAAAAAGAGAUCACUUACGACAGGAAUUGUUAUCAUUGUUUUGGUUGGGGUUUAAAUAAUAAAAAAAAAAAAGGUUAAUACAGUGUUUGUGUUUUUUUUUGUUUUUUUUUUCUCACAGGAAACUGUAUGUCAUGGUAUCUAUUGUGGUUUGUUUACUUCUUUGCGGCCUGGGUGUCUUUUUUCUGUUUCCUCGUUCUGUUGAUAUACAGUACGUUGGAGUGAAAUCAGUCUACGUUGGUUAUGACGAAGGUGGCUCCAUGGUAUAUUUGAACAUCACUGUAAGUAUUUUCAAAUUCUGAAAAGUAAAGUUAAUAGUGAAAUAGGAAUGCUUAAAUUGUUUUGGAAAAUAUUUUUCAAAGGGAGAUUGCAUGUACUUUGUGGAAAGUUUUAUUUUAUCGGUUGUGUAUGUAUAUGUCUAUUAUAAUCUAUUUGUGUAUUAUCAGCGAGGAUGAAAGCAGAGGAGUAAAGAUUUUGUCGUUUGUAUCAUGAAAAUUCAAAAAGCUAAUUAUUACAUCCUCACAAAUCUCAAUUCUCUAACAAAAGCAAAAGAAGCUUUCUAAUAUAGUGACUCAUGCUCUUUGAGUUGAUGAGUUUUUUUUUUUUUUUUUGUAGACCAGGCUGCAACAGCUGGAGUACCAGUGGUUGAGAAGCUUUGCUAUGUACGGAGUAAAAUUAUUCCAUGUUUAUUAUAGUUCAGGGCCAAAAAAAAAUAAAAAAAAAUACGCUUAUCUAUUUUAUAUUCAUGUUCCUAUUUUGUUUCAUUUUUCAGAACACCCUGAAUAUAACAAACAACAACUAUUACCCUAUUGGUGUGGAUAGUAUUACUGGGCAAGUUCAGUAUUUCAAAACUGUCAUUGGGAAAGCAAAAGUAACAAACAUUACCAGCAUUGGGCCUCUCGAUAGAAAACAGGUAAAUAAUGCCGUUUGUUGAAGAAAUUUACUGCCAGUGAGCAUUAUGUUGGCUGUAAAAUAGGUCUGACAAUUACGUGAGUUCUCCAGAGUUGAAUGAGGCAAGUGUACAUUGUGAGCAGUAAGAAUAAUUAAAGGACCACUAUAGUGCCAGGAAAACAUAUUCGUUUUCCUGGCACUGUAAUGCCCCGAGGGGAGGGUGCCCCCACCCUCAGGGUCCCCCUCCCGCCGGGCUCUAGGGUGAGGAAGGGGUUAAACUUACCUCAUUCUCCAGCGCCGGGCAGGGAGCUCUCCUCCUCCUCUUCGGCUGAAUGCGCAUGCGCGGCAGGAGCCACGCGCGCAUUCAGCCAGUCCAUAGGAAAGCAUUCACAAUGCUUUCCUAUGGAUGCUGGCGUCUUCUCACUGUGAAAAUCACAGUGAGAAGCGCGGAAGCCCUCUAGCGGCUGUCAAUUAGACAGCCACUAGAGGCUGGAUUAACCCAUUUAUAAACAUAGCAGUUUCUCUUUCUAUGUUUAUAGAAAAUAGGGUUAAACCUAGCUGGAUCUGGCACCCAGACCACUUCAUUAAGCUGAAGUGGUCUGGGUGCCUAUAGUGGUCCUUUAAGUGUUUUGAAGGGGAACAAUCUUAAAUAUAUGGUCAGCAAACAGAAAUCACAAGAAUAUUAACCGACAAUGCACUUAAUAUUUUAUUUAUAAUUUUGUUGGCUUCACAAAACUGGAUUUAUGAUAGAGCUGAUCUUCAGACAAACCACAAUAUGUAUGGACUUAAAUUACCUGAUGUAUGAAGGUCAAUACUUUGAUCCGAUCAGUCAACUUUCACCCUAUAUUCUGCACCCGUGUGCAUAUGCAGAACAAAGCCACACGUGUUUUGGCCACUGUGGAUGAUCCAUUCUGCAAGACACUAGUUUAGAUGAUAGCACUACAUGGUGUUAAAUUGGCACAGGUAUAUUAGGUAAUUUAAAAAGUAUUUGGCUGUCCUCAUUUAUGAAAUGGUUAAAACGCUUUGCCAAAUUAGCUCACGGUUUGUUUCAUGAAUACUACAAAUCAUUUCUGUGCCACCACAUCUAAACAUUUUUGAAGCUUUUAUAAAAAGUUCUGAUGUGCAAAAUUGACUUCCAACUUUCUUCCCUCAAAUAAUUGAAUAAUGUUCUUCCUUUUAAAGAAUAGUACAUAUUGAUUAAACCAUUGUAGGCAGUCCAGUUCUUGUAUGGCUGCUUUUCAUAAAGGAACAAAGCUGUCCUAAAGGCAAAGUGUGUUCCUUCUCCUUAACAGGUCUUAGACAUUAAUAAAUUUGUUUGAUAUCUUCAUUAUUUUGUGACCAAUGUGUGAGAUGAUAUCUGAUGUUCUUAGGUUUGUUUGUUUUUCACAUUUCUUGAUAUUUAAUCUAUUCUUUCUUCUUCACAGAUUGACUAUACCGUGCCUGCUAAAAUAGGGAAAGAGUUCGACUAUAUGUAGUAAGUAAUUUAAAUAACUAUAUUGCAAAAUUUCAUAAUGGGUUAAAGGACCACUAUAGGCACCCAGACCACUUCAGCUUAAUGAGGUGGUCUGGGUGCCAGGUCCAGCUGGAUUUAACCUUUUUUUUUUUUUUUUUAUAUAAAUAAACCUAGCAGUUUCAGAGAAACUGCUAUGUUUAUAAUAGGGUUAAUCCAGCCUCUAAUGGCUGUCUCAUUGACAGCCGCUAGAGGCGCUUCCGUGAUUUUCAUCGAGAAUGCUUUCCUAUGGACUGGCUGAAUGCGCGCGCAGCUCUUGCCGCACAUGCGCAUUCAGCUGAAGAGGAGGCGGAGAGGAGGAGAGCUCCCCGCCCGGUGCUGAAGAAAGAGGUAAGUUUAACCCCUUCCUCUCCAUCCAGCCCGGCGGGAGGGGGACACUGAGGGUGGGGGCACUCUAAGGGCACUAUAGUGCCAGGAAAACGAGUAGUUCUAAAAAUGUUUAUUAUAUUUGGUCUGUGUUUCCCCAUAAUUUUAGAGUGAGAAAACAAAUGCAGUUUUAUAUAACGCAUGCAUCUAAAUAUUUGUGCAUAUAUGCAAUGUGUGAAUAUUCUUCAUAUUAUUAUGACUACUAUAUGAAGUUGUGAAAUCUACACAUAUUUCACAGCUUUACAUAAACCUAAAUUUUUUAUUAAAUCUCUGUCAAAAUACAAAAAAUAACUCUUACGAAAGUUAAAGAUUUUCACUUCAUUUAUUGUCCAUGGAAGUUUGGGGGUUUACAUUCGUGUAUACUCUUCUGUGGAAUUAAUUGUCUGACAACUUGAACUUUAGCUGAGGUGCAGCUUUGAUUUCGAAUCUGUGAGGUAUGUUUAGUUUUUUUUCUUUUAUUUCUUUAAAUAUUUUCUCUGAAACGCAGGGCAAAAACCCCCCAGAAAAAUGUAUAUUUAAUAUUUUAGGUUAUCUCAAUAUGCUGUAAUGUAAAAAUCACUUGUAUUAAACAUAUAAUUAUAUAAUUCAAGCUAAUUAUACAAUUCUAUAAUUUUUUCUUUAUUUACAGCACUUACUGUACUCUUCCCAGUAUAAAGGUGCAUAACAUAGUGGUGAACAUGCAGUAAGUAUUCGCAUUAAUGUCUACUGAUUGUCUACACAAGUACGCAAAAAAUAACUUUCUCAACAUGUAUGUAUUAGAGAUGUCAGUAGUCUGGCAAAUGGAUACCAACGUAGCCUCAACCAAAAAUAUCAAUGUUUCUAGCUCCUAACUGAAUCGAAUUCAUGAAGAAUUCAGACUAUUGUAGAAAAAGGAACUCCAGAUAAAGGGGUUUCUGGUUAAGUAACAUAGGAGGAAGGAAGGUGUGCUUUUGUUUAUAAUCAAUUGACCAAUGACCAGAUGUGAAACAUGGACUCUACAGUUUUGAACGUUUGGCGUUUUUCUGUCAUCAUGCUCUAAAAUGAUAAAUGAGUUGUUCGUUUAGAAUUGCUAAUCACCCCCUGGCAAUCGGCAUUCAGCAGUAAAAAGCAGAGUUAAAAGCAGUCCUGCUGAACUAGCAAUGCUUUUCUGUCUGACUAUGUUGUGGCUCCAUGUGCUGCCUUUACAAUGCCGCAAUGUGCGGUUCCUAGCGCUUGUUAGAUCCGGGGAUGGCAGCUGGUUCUUCCCAAACCAGUCACUUCUGUCUGGCAGUAACUAGGUAUAGGUCAGGAAAGGGUACAAGCAACGCCUUCUGGGUGUCCUCAAACUCGUAUGGAAAAUAUGAGGACAAAAAAACAGAAUAUAAUGUAGUAUAUUCUAUAUGUGGUGAGGUAAAAUAAGAGAAAUGCCACUUAUGUUCAGCUCCAGAUAUAUGCGCCUAGGUGGUAUGAUCCUCGUCUGUGGAUAUGUCGCUCAGCUUGGUUCUUUGUAUAUGGUAGGUCAGGAUCAAGCGUCAGAGUGUCGAGCGUUCACAGGUAUUUCCCUCUAAAUUGCAGUGUCACAGAUAUGCACCAGUCUCUGCAUUAGUUAAAUGUUAAAUUGGUGUUUUGUAAUUUUUUUUUUUUUUUUGCAGAGUCACUGUGUCAAUUUCUUACUUGGGACAUCCAGAGCAGUUAUCUCAAGAAGAUUACGAAUAUGUAGACUGUGGAGCAAAUGCAACACGAGCUCUUGGCACGUCAGGUCUCCUGGUGAAAUGGUGAUUUGCACUUUGGCAUUUUGCUUAGUUGUGAAAAAAUGUGUACUUUGAAAGCUGACACUCUCUUUUAAUCAAAGGUAUUGAUACGAUCAGACUAUGUUCUAAUUUUGUGUUCUAGAGAUCAAAAAUUCAAGACACAAAAGCAAAUUUAUGGGGCUUGUCACACAUACUUAAUUAGAGAAUCUGUAAAUACGCGUGUAAAUAUGUCUCUAUAUGCUUAUGUGUGCCGUUGAUAUAUUCUGAAUAACAUAUUUUAUGAAGGAUAGGUAUUUUCCUUUGUUUUUAACAAGUUAUUAAAGACACAACUACUAGUGUACUUUUAUGUUAAACCUUUUUUUUUUUUUUCUUAAUGUGUUGAUUUGGUUUGUUUUCUUUACCCAUAAUUGUGCUAAUAAUUAUUUACCAAUUAAUUAUUCUGGCAUUUUCCUUUGUGUACAGUAAAAAGGUUUAAAAAUGAUUCACGUUUAUGUAAUGUAAAAGUAAUUUAGUUUAGCGGUGGGAAAACCAUUUACAUUCAGUUUGUUUAGUGGGGGGUGCAUUUAAGAGAGAGCGUUGAGGGGGAGGUCGAAUCAUGAAAGGCACAUACUAAUAGACAUACGUUUCUGAACUUGUGAGGAAAUUAGAUAUUGGUCAGGUCAAAUCAAUGGUGUCAAUUAAUACUGUUUUUAGCAUCUGAUGUUGUCUUUUCAGCAACUGGGUAAUUAUGGAGAGAGCUGUUAUCCCCUAAUCAGAGAUAAGCUCCCCUUUACAAAUGUUCAAAUCCAAGACACGUCUGAGGCCAACUUGGCUAAUUUCUUUAUUAAUCUAUGUGUUAUUUAAUGCAAAAAAAGAGAGUUCAAAAGCAUAUCCAAUAUUUUUGUCAUUAAAUAUAUUUGCUAUCCAAAAAUAGCAUUAAUACAUGUCUGCAAUUAAUUUUACAUCUUGUUAAAUUGUGUACUAUUGGUUUUACUUAAUCAUCUAAAAACAAUGCUGCCCAUUAAGUGGCUCACCAAUAGCUUUUAAUUAUUUUAAGUUCCUAUUAUGGUCACUUAAGUUAGAAGGAAAAUCUUUAUAAUUUGAAAAGAAGGUUAAUGUUUUUUAAAAAUGUGAAAUUUGAAUGUCUUUGCUUUAUCUUUAAACUUAGUUGUAUGCUUUCUCCAACAUAAAGCUGUUCAUUAAGUCAGAGCACGGUCAUUGAAUAAUAUGGAUUACUCUGUCUAAUAAACAACCUAGCAGUCCCUAUAUUGUCUCUAGAACUAAAGUGCAGCCUCUCCCUGCUUUUCAGUAUUGAGUACAAAUAUCCGGAUUUGUUUAUAUUGUAAUAGAUAAGGAAGUAUCUGGAUGCUACAAACCAUAAUAUCCAGCAUUAUCAGCAAUCCAUUGAAUGGUGUAGAAUAGAUUCUGCACACUCCUUUGUGUACAUGCGUAGAUUGACAAUUCCUGGUACUCAAAGCGUCUGAUGAUUUUACUUUCUUAACUCCCAAGGAAGCAUAGGCCAAGAUGUUCUGUAGUUCUUCACAUUCAUCAGUAAUGCGCAACUUUGCAAACCCAAGUACCGUGUACUACAACCUCUAUAGGCUCAAAGGUUAUGGUCAUACAUGUGUAAUGUGGUUUGUGCAGUGCAGAACAUGGUUCUAUUGAAGGGGCAACCUCCUGCUACAGUUGAAGAGCAGAUACUGAUUCGGUUUAAAUAAUUUAUUCACAAUGCUCCAUAGUUAUCUGGCCUGCACAUAGCCAGAAUGAUUGAAUAACAGGGCAGCGCCAGCAGAUGGUAAGCAGGCUUCCAUCAUCCAUUCUACAGCGCCAAUGGAUAGCUGGGAGUGUUGGAAAUCGUUUAUGCAGAGUAAUAGGAGUAUAAUUCCAAUGUGUCAACGCUUGCAUCUUGGCAUUAGGGGAGAGCAUCUGUUUGUCCUAGUCUCUGUCCGUGAAUGAGACAUGCUAGUGUUUCCUCCCAUUUUGCCAUAAGUGGACGGGAGAAGGGGAUAAUUUAUUUUAUUUAUACCCAGCAUAUUAUACAACAGUGAAUCUCCUGUGCUUGGGGACUUAUCGCCACAGCAGAGUUCUUCUAAGCUUGUCAGCACUCACUUUAGACAAGAGGUUAAUGAAGUGGUCUGUGUGCCAGGUCCAGCUAGGAUUAACCCUUUUUUCUGUAAACAUAGCAGUUUCAAAAAAACUGCUAUGUUUACCUAUGGGUUAAUCCAGCCUCUAGUGGCUGUCUCAUUGAAAGCUGCUAGAGGGCUUCCGCGCUUCUCACUGUGAUUUUUCACAGUGAGAAGACGCCAGCGUCCAUAGGAAAGCAUCGAUAAUGCUUUCCUAUGGACUGGCUGAAUUCACGCGCGGCUCUUGCCGCACAUGCGCAUUCAUCCGGUGACGGAAGAAGAGGGAGGAGAGGAGGAGGAGAGCUCCCCGCCCGGCACUGGAGAAAGAGGUAAGUUUAACCCCUUCCACCCCUAGAGCCCGGCGGGAGGGGGACCCUGAGGGUGGGGGCAUCCUCAGGGCAAUAUAGUGCCAGGAAAACGAGUGUUUUCCUGGCACUAUAGUGGUCCUUUUAAAGAGGUAAGCUUAUGGUGCUGAAUGAAUUCUGCAAAACAUUUAUUGGUGCCAGGAGUGUCCCUUUAAGUGAACUACAACUCCUACGAACAUUGUGUUUCACGGUUAGAUGACUAACUGUUAUUAGAAAAGCAGGACAGAGAGUGUUGGUGGAAUUGUAGAGCUCUGACAUCCCAUACGGAGAUACAGUACUCAGAAUGAAGGAAAUAUUAGUUUAUGUGCACUGAAUUUUUAUUUGUAUAUAACAAUUGUAAUGCACUUUAGAUUUGUAUCCUCCUUUUUGUCAGUCUCAGGGCAUGGUGACACACUUGCGUUCUGAUGAAAGGUGAACAGCAGUGAGUGCCACACUCUAGAAGGGGGUUUCAUUCAUGGGGGGGGAGGAAGAAACUGUUCAUGCAAUUUAAUUGAAGUAACUAUGCUUAAAGCACUACCAGUAAAAGGUGAGGACUAGGUAAAGCUUAACCAUUCAUUGUUAAGGAAUUUUAUACAGUAUGAGUGCUCAUGGAUUUGCUGCAAAUGAGAGCUAUAUAAUAUAUUUAGAAAGCAUUAAAGUUUAUCAACCCUUGAAUGCAGCUUGUUAUUGAAUUUUGUAUACUUGAAUUUGUCUAUUUAUGUUCUUUGGUAAAGGGAGUUGUUUAGCCCUGCCCAGCAUAUUUUGCAUCUAUGAAAAGAUUAUUUUUAUUCACCUUUGGUUUUAUUUUGACAAAUACUGUUCUGCAUCAGCAACCUGCUUACACCUCUGCUAUACACUCUGUAACACAGGUUUUACACGCUCAUGUGACUCUUGUACUCUGAAUCAUUCUCAUGCUCUGUAAACUUUGUUAACUGCACACCUGCUAAUACUGCUAGGGGCGGAUUAAAAUGCUAAACCAGAGUGCCAAUGAGAAAAGGGACACUCCACUGCCCAAUUACAAAAUAAAUAAUCCUAUUUAAUAAUGCAUUUUUUCAUUAGAGAUAUAUCUAAAAACCACUUGCAAAAACUGCAGUUAUCUUGUAACAUGUAUAUGGCAAGCAUUAUUAGCCUCUGAUGACUAGGAUGGACUCUAGGAUCUGCAAACCAGUAUAUCCACAACAAAAGCGAUAAUAGGAGUGCUAGACCAUUUUAUUAGUAUUCAGACAAAGAUGCUCAUCACCUUUAGAUUAUCAGAUGCAAACAUAUUAUUUGGGAGAGUGUUUUGACAUACUUGUACUUCACCGACUUAUUUGUUUGAAAACAUGAAAGUAUUUCUUUUUCAUUAUAGUAUUAAAGGGAAUCUAAUUAUAGUAUGCUUAGUAUUUAUAUGGACUUCUUGUGAUUUGUAAGCCUGAUUAUUUAUACUUACAAAUAAACCACUCACUUUUUACCUAAAAUCGAAAAUUGGUAGAAAAUGUAGCUGCUAUUAAUGACCUGUACACUGUAUAGAGAGUUUAGAAUAUGAUUCAAAGAUGUAUAGUUAUGCUAAAAUGUUAUACUUAUUUUCAUGUUUCAAUUAUUUUUAUAAUGAAUUAAUUCAAUUGCUCUUACCUGCGAUCUAAUUAAAGCAUUGUACAGUCCGUAGUGUGCAAAAACUGGUUAUUGAUAUUUGUCCUUAAGUAACAUUUUGUGUUUAAUCACAUUUAACGCACAUAUGUAUUUUUGUGUGGUUUGUUUAAAGGUUAAUCUUUACAUCACUUAUAAGCUUAUGUAUUUUCUGCAUUUGUGUUAUAAGUUUAUAUGCAAUUAACAACAUUAAAGUUUGUUUCAAACUAAUAUUCUUGUCUAUUUUUAUGUGUUUAAAACAUUAAUUGGUUUGUUUUGUAAAAUAUGUUUUAUAUUGUUUGAACAUAAUGUGUUUUGUCUGCAGACCUGCUUUCCAAUAGAUUUCUUUGACACAUAGUGUUUUUCCUGCAUCUAAGGAUUCU